Spodoptera exigua (beet armyworm) is the source of this 738-nucleotide messenger RNA. The record is from the annotation of a GenBank genome assembly. NCBI's taxonomy places the organism in Eukaryota, Metazoa, Arthropoda, Insecta, Lepidoptera, Noctuidae.
AUGAGUGACAUUCGUAGAGGUAAUGAAACCAAACAUCCUAGGCGACACAAUGCCAUCAAGAUGAACGUAGACGGGCAGCCGAACAGACGGAACACAGAGACAGAUGAAGUGAGCGUGAUCGCCCGCGGCCGGGCAUGCGUCAGGACAGUACAGUACAGACACAGUGAAGUGAUGAGAAGCUUCGGGCGCAGCCACAUUCAACGGUGCGUGCGCGCGGCCGCCGCGCAAGCGAUGUAUGACCCAUGCUACUACGUGCCCCGCCGUCCAUCCUGGCACUCAGCGCCGCACACUCAGCCCGCCAGCCGCGCCCCGCUUGGCUGGUCAGGUGCAGGCGGAGCGCGACGAACGAGCCUCAUGUACAUAGCUGCAGCGGCAGGGUGGACGGGCGGGACCUGGCGGCCGUCGGACGUCACAAGGGAUCGCGUACACCAACACCGCGCACGAACAAACCCUGGCGGGGAGUACGCGCGGGCGCGGGCACGAACGAGCAGUCGCUUACCGAGCUUAAUAGAAGUGAAAGACUUACGCCUGGCCGUGGAGCCGGAGAGCGAGAGCGUGCGGCCGAGCUCUCCCUUUACAGCACGCAAAGAGCGCAGUAUGUCGUCGGGGUCGCGUCGCACGCACGACGAACGUCGCCGCUCGUUACGUCGCGCACUCAUCGCCGGCGAUACAUCGCCACCACCUUCUACACAACCGUCACUAAUGUACUACCUACAGACAUUGCUUACCUUGCAGUAG